Molecule: messenger RNA, 1272 nt
Organism: Tachysurus vachellii
Lineage: Eukaryota; Metazoa; Chordata; Actinopteri; Siluriformes; Bagridae
Gene: her1
Product: hairy-related 1
Exons: 4
Coding region: 117-1013 (298 amino acids)
Biological process (GO): regulation of neurogenesis; anterior/posterior pattern specification; regulation of transcription by RNA polymerase II
Cellular component (GO): nucleus
Molecular function (GO): DNA-binding transcription factor activity, RNA polymerase II-specific; RNA polymerase II cis-regulatory region sequence-specific DNA binding; protein dimerization activity
Source: RefSeq, a predicted model, not a curated record
UACCCGGGACUUUAAAACGAUUAGUUAUUAUAUAUAAUUUUAACAAUUUUACCCUCGAUCGGUUUCUUACAAGCAUUGGGGUUGUUUAAGUUUGAGGAAAGGAUAUUAACGUAACCAUGGGGACUCCGAAAGUGCCAAACCGCAGAGCAUCUAAAAGAGUCCUGAAACCGGUGAUUGAGAAGAAAAGGAGAGAUCGGAUUAAUCAGCGUUUAGAUGAACUGAGAACUUUACUGCUGGACAACACGCUCGACUCGAGAUUACAAAACCCUAAACUGGAAAAAGCAGAGAUUUUGGAACUCACUGUGGAGUACAUCAGGAAAAAAGCAACAAACACAAAAGAAAAUGCUGCAGAUUGUAACAGAGAGCCGGGUGAUCGGGUUGCCCCUGCACAGACUGCUGGGAGACCCCGUGUGCCAGUCACAGGGCUCCAUGACGGCCCUAAUGUCCACGCUCAUGCCCCCUCCAGCCCUCUCUACACCGCUGGCUUCCAGGAGUGCAUCUCUCGCCUGACCAACUUCAUCGAGUGUGUGGAUCUGUCGCAGCGGGAGAAUUUUAUCCAGGGCCUUCGGCAUCACCUGCAGUCGCAUACUGAUGCCUUGUCACAUAUCAGAGGACAUGGGCAGACUCACACCUGGGUCACAGGUGACGUCCGAGCAAGUACAGAGCCUUUUGGGUUUGCUAACGGGCUGUACCCCAAUUCCUUUGUCCUGCAUCACCCAUAUCCAUCUCCUCCAUACUCACUGUCUCCUCCUCCAUCGCCCUGCUACUCCUCCUCUCCGACAUACCUCUCUGUUCCCUGCCACUUCCACUUCCCUUCAUCUGUCUCUCCUCUGUCUGACUCCUCCUCAUCCUCCUCAUCUUUCACCACGUCCACUCCAGCAGUCUCGGCGAGCUUAGCUUCAGCAACCCAGGCUCCUCCACGACCUCUGACCCCACACUACAUCUCAGCCCAGCGGACUCCAAGGCGAGAACUCUUCCCAAGUUACACGCACGCCAUCUGGAGGCCGUGGUGAUCCCCCUCUCCCUCUAACACACACACACACAGGACUACUUUCAUAAAUGCACCAUGGCUGUGAAUUAUUUGAAUUCCUUUCACUGGGGCUGCGUCUCAUUUCACUGCUGAGGUGGUGGUGGGACUGAGGUGAGGAAGAUGCUUUUCUUUCUCAGCUCUGAAUCGAUGUUAUGAAAUUUCUGUGCAGAUAAUUUUAGCUGUUUGUCUUUUCUUGCUCUUGACAUUCCUCUUCUCACUGAGUGUAUCUAUCCAUUCCUAUU